AUGCCGACGACACCAUCGCCGCUGCUGAGCAUGGCGGAGUUGCAGGGCCUCCGCCCCAGGCACGGGGCGGCGCCACGGCCGCCGGGCUUCGGGGGCCAGGUGCGUCCCCCACAGGUCUUCGCCCAGAAGCUGAAGUCAACCAAAGAGGAGGACUGCGGUGUGCCGCCCGGCAGCUGGAUCGCGACGCCACAGAGGCGGGUGAGCGAGACGGAGCGUGGGCGCAGCAGUUCGUCAUCGGGGACUUCAGCAGCGGCGACGAACAUCAAGGAGGAGCUGGUCGAGGGCAACAAGGGGGACAAGGAGGAGAUCAAGGAGGGUGCACGCGACGUCGCGAAGGAGAACGACGCGUGGCCGUCGGUCGUGCAGCUCCAGGCCGCGAAGCACAAGGCGGAGGAGCUAGCUGCCGUUAUUCAGGCCAAGGUGGCCGCGCGCGGCGGUGCGGUUCAGCCCCAGCGCGGCUGCGGGAGCGGGACGCGCGUGGAGGAGACGGUGCUGAAGGACGUCGAGAAGGACUGCAUGGAGGAGGAGGAAUCGUGCUGGAAGAAGUCGGAAGGCUUACGCCAGGUCUGGCACUGGCUGGUCUCGAGGGUCUUGGUGGAGCAGAUGCCGACCAAGGACGAGCCGCCGAAGGAGCGCAGUACCAAGCAGGAGAGGCUGGAGCGGAAGCACGAGGAAUUACAGGGGCUGGUCCAGCGCUCGCGCUCGGUCUCGAUCAGGAGGGACCUGCAUCGCAUCGAGCUUGGCCAGGCGGUCGCAGCAGCAGCGGAGCCGAAGGCCACGCCCAAGCCGAGGUUCCCGAGUUCCCGAGGUGCCGCCGCCAGCGCUGGCUGCGCAGUGGCAGGUGGCUACGAGGUGGAGUACACGGGCAAGUACACGCUACGCGAUGGUAGCGCAGGGGACCUAUCCGCAGGGCCCGAGGAGGCGACGGGCGUCCGGCCGGCGCUUCACAGUUCUGGAAGGGAGGCCGAGGAGCCUGGCCCGUCCCUGGGUGGAGGCCAGGAGUCCGUCGGCCAGUGCGCGCCUACUGCUUCCGCGAAGUCCAGGAAUUACAAGAAGAGGGAGAAGAAGGAGAAGAUCACGGAGAGCGGGCUUGCACAGCGGCUGUUGGCCGAUUACGGGCUCGCCUACUCGGAGGAGAUGGUCCACGUCGCCAGCGGGGCCGUGCGCAGGGUGCUCGUCGGCGUCCCCCAGUCCCUGCGGCUGGAGGUGCUGGAGACGCUCCAGAACAAGUCGUUCGACCUCUUCGAGGAUUAG
Messenger RNA from Prorocentrum cordatum, 1254 nucleotides. The record is from the annotation of a GenBank genome assembly. Lineage: Eukaryota; Dinophyceae; Prorocentrales; Prorocentraceae.